Messenger RNA from Notechis scutatus (mainland tiger snake), 505 nucleotides. The record is from RefSeq and is a predicted model, not a curated record. Lineage: Eukaryota; Metazoa; Chordata; Lepidosauria; Squamata; Elapidae.
GAAGGGCCGCGAAAACGAAGGAUGGCUCGCACCAAGCAAACGGCUCGCAAGUCGACCGGCGGGAAGGCGCCCCGCAAGCAGCUGGCCACCAAGGCUGCGCGGAAGAGCGCGCCGGCCACGGGCGGCGUGAAGAAGCCUCACCGCUACCGGCCGGGCACCGUGGCCCUGCGCGAGAUCCGCCGCUACCAGAAGUCGACGGAGCUGCUGAUCCGCAAGCUGCCCUUCCAGCGGCUGGUGCGCGAGAUCGCGCAGGACUUCAAGACCGACCUUCGCUUCCAGAGCUCGGCCGUCAUGGCUCUGCAGGAGGCGAGCGAGGCUUACCUGGUGGGGCUCUUCGAGGACACCAACCUGUGCGCCAUCCACGCCAAGCGCGUCACCAUCAUGCCCAAGGACAUCCAGCUGGCCCGACGCAUCCGCGGGGAGAGGGCGUAAGGACGUGCCGAGGCUCACCUAUAACCCCAAAGGCUCUUUUAAGAGCCCACUCACUCUUCCGCGGAAAGAGCUU